CCUUCUUCCUUCCUCCUUGAUCGAUCGCUCCAUCGGCCCCCGGUCAGAGCGCGAUCGCCGGCCGGCCAGAGCAGGCGCACGCAGCAAUGGGGCUCACGGUGCGCAUCGUCGUCGGCGCCCUCCUCCUCCUCCUCCUCCUGGCGGCGCCGGCGGCGGCGGCGGGCGAGUGGGACGCGCCGGAGUCGUGCGCGACCCCGGUGAGCGUGGAGGCGGCGUGCCGGGGCGCCUCCGACACGCACCACGGCGUGGACUACGAGCACUGCGUGCGGUCCCUGAGCGCGGACGCGCGCAGCGCCGACGCGUCGGCCUCCGCGGGGAUCCACGGGCUGGCGGUGCUGGCCACGCGGAUCGCCGUCGACCACGCCGCCAGCACGGAGGCCAAGAUCGAGGACCUGGCGGAGCUCGAGGCGGAGGCCGAGGGCGCCGCCUCGCGCGCGCGGUUCGAGCACUGCCUGGAGCAGUACGGCGGCGCCGCCGACCUGCUCCGCGACGCGCUGGACAACCUGCAGGCCAACGUGUACGGGCUGGCCAUGCAGCAGCUGAUGGCGGCGCUGGGCGCGUCCCGGAGCUGCGAGGACGCCUGGAGGGGCGCCCCGGCCCGCGCCGUCCCCGUCGCCGCCCACGACCGCGAGUACGAGCGCCUCGCCCACAUCGCCAUCGGCUUCACCCACGCCGCCGCCAAAUGAUCCAUCAUGCAUCGUCGCCGCCGCCAUGGAUCAGAUCAGAUCAUCGUCGUCGUCGUCUUCUUUGCAUGGAUCGGAUUGGAUUGGAUUUCCUCGUCAGCAAUCACCCAUCGUUCAUUAUUGAUUGAUUAUUACCAUUAAUUAUUACAUAUAAUCAGGUGUAGUAGUUGGAACCCCAUUUUCUUCUUCUUCUUUUUUUUUUUACGUUUUCGAUCGAUUGUCCAUAAAAGCGAAUAUUGUAGGCCAUGAUUUACUGAUCACCAUCAAACAAUAAAUAAAGCAAUGAUAAUAACAAGAUGAAUUCACUCA
Molecule: messenger RNA, 992 nt
Organism: Triticum dicoccoides
Lineage: Eukaryota; Viridiplantae; Streptophyta; Magnoliopsida; Poales; Poaceae
Product: putative invertase inhibitor
Exons: 1
Coding region: 87-686 (199 amino acids)
Molecular function (GO): enzyme inhibitor activity
Source: RefSeq, a predicted model, not a curated record